Molecule: messenger RNA, 5729 nt
Organism: Xyrichtys novacula (pearly razorfish)
Lineage: Eukaryota; Metazoa; Chordata; Actinopteri; Labriformes; Labridae
Source: the annotation of a GenBank genome assembly
AGUCAGUGUAAAGCGUGUCAGUCACAAAACAAUAAAAAGUGCAGAGCUGCACUUGGUAGACAAAACUCCACAGACUGUCAGUCUACAGCACAGCACCUUUCCUCUGUAAGUACAACAUAAAAUUACUGCAACUGAAUCCAGAUACUGUCAUUAAACUGACAUAUUGACAUACUCGAAUUGAAAACCCGAGGGUGGCGCUAUCAUGUAAAUAAGUUUAAUACUAGGCUACAAUCAUAAAUAGGCAAAACAUUUUUCAGAACUUUUUCUCUCUGGGGAAUAAACAGGAAUUUUGAAAAUUUUAAAUAAUCAUGUGUUUAAAAAUGUAUUCCAUCAGUUUUAGGUUUUAAGUUUUAGUGCCAUGAAAAACUGGGACUGAAUUUACAAGUCUUAAGCCCUCCUUUUAUUUUACUGUUUCCUUUCAAAUGAAACCACUGAUUAAUGCUAUGGUUGAAGAGUCAAAGAAUUAUUAAAUAAAUUUAGACACUCUAAAAAGGUCACUCAUUGUGAAGAGUCAUUAAAUGCUCAUUUGUGCAGUACUAUGAAACUGUGAAAAGUCCUGACCAUGUUUAAAUAAUUUGUUCAUAUGUGAGGCAACAGAAUCAGUGUUUAAUAUUGGAAAUGGUGUCAGGCUAAAUGCGGUGACUUAUAGAGAAAACCUUAUUAUCAAAAUUAUGAAUUAUUACUCCCAGUGCGCUUUUGCUUUUCAUAUGACUUAUUUACUGUAUGGUUUAGUGGUUUAGUCCAUCAGCUGCAGCCAUGUAAGUAUUUUUCUGAAAUAUUCCAGUAUUUGCCCUUUUAAGUUGUUUCAAGUUCCUGCUGCUUAAAACUAAUUUCCUUAUGCGGCUCUUUCAUAAUAAUAAUAACACCAAUAUCACCAUGUUUAUGGACUUUUAUUGUGAAGGUAUUACCGGAAAUCAAUUGUAGUCGUUAUAGACUUCCAAAAGUUCUUCUGGCACGAAGUCAGUGUUGUUUUUCACACAAGACCGGAGACAGUAACUAUUUUUACGAUUGUUUCUGUCGACCACAACCGAAGGCGACAAGGUCACAACCGUGGGCUGAGUUUUUUUUAUCGUCUUUGUUCAAAGAAAACUGGGUAUUCAGUCGAAAUACACCUUCAUACAGGUAUGACAGUCAACAGCCUCCUGGAGAAAUGAAUCUUUGCUGAUCUUGGCUUGAUGCAUCCUUUAACAGAAAUGAUCAUAAAUCCUCAUACAGACUCAGAAAGAAGAUAACCCAGGCGACCACGAGGACUUGGUCUGUUAUGAGGGCACACACUAAACCUGAGGGGGAGUGAACACAAGUUCAGGUGGAGUGUGUACGAGAUAGAGAGAGGUAGACCUUUGAUCACCGUGGAAAUUAGAGUUAUUACUGAGUAAGGACUAGUACUUACACUCCUGUGCAUGGUUUCACAUAAGCCCCUGGUUGAUCAUAAAUAUUCACGUGGUUUUAAUUGUCAUAAUUUGUCUGUCAUGAUUGCGAAAGGCUUCAACCCCGUCCAGUCGCCCUUCAUGUUUUUCCUGUUUGUUGCAGGUGAAAUUAACUCUUUAGGCUACAGAUCAUCGUUACAGUUAAGAACAAUACAGGCAGAGCAUAAGUAAAUACUGUGUAGCUUCAUCAGAAUAAGUUUCCAUGUUUAUUUCUAGUCCUUAUCAUGAAAGAAAAUCAGACUCUAUUCAUUUUAAUCACAAAGUUGACUUCUACUAAUUGGACUUUUAUUUGACUUGAGAACUAACGUUAUUUCAGCCCUCUUUUAUGAAGUGGAGGCAUUUCUACCUACACAGCUAAAAUCAUCAUCUCAAUCAUGCAUGAAAUCAAGCAUUAAAGUUCAAAACAGGGUUGUACUUAUUUAAUCCACGAGCUGGUUUGACCACACAAAUUACACUGAGCAACACUACUUUCACUAGGACUCCUUUCUGUCCUUUAUAACAGCAGAGGCAUGGACAUUUUUACUGCUAUGACUUUCAACUAUCAGAAUCUUUUUUAUCAUGACAAUCUGAUAGGCACAGAAAUGACACAAACAUAGUGUGAGUGCUAUAGUUCUGUUGCUAGUUUCCAGAAAAGAAUUACAGAUUCAGGUGGAGGUAAGAUUUGGACAAAUUACUUCAAAAGUUCAUUAGAAAAAAAAUAUCUCCCUGUCUUUCAGCUGUCAAUCAGAACUGUCAACUGUGAAUUUGUGACAUAGAAAAACUGAACUCCUCUUGGUCAGUGUGCUUUUAGAUUCUUCAGCAAAUUCAAACGCUGAGGUGGCAGUGGUGACUGGCAUGUAAAAAAAGUCCAUUUUCUGAUGAUCUGGUUUGUUUUUCAAGGUCACAUAGAGGCAUCAGCUUCAAGAGAAGUCUGUUUUUAAACCAGUGGAAAAAUCUCAAGGUAUGUUAAAUCUCACAUGUAAAAUCUCCCCGUUGUAUUUUGGUACUCAAGUAACCAUUAGACCUUCUCCUUGGUUACAUGUUUCCAGGUCUUAAGAUGAUAAAGUUCAGACUGAUGACUCUGGCUGCACUGCUCUUCUUUGCACAAAAUACAAACGGAGGAAAAGUCCUUGUUGUCCCUGUGGAUGGCAGCCACUGGGUCAACAUGAAGGUCCUCAUCCGAGAGCUUCAUUCAAGGGGUCACAACAUCACUGUGAUCUGGCUGCAGACCAGCAUGUUUACGGAUGAAGACUCCAACCUCUAUGAGUCAAUCAACCUGAGUGGUACCCAUGAAUUUGAUGAGAAGUACUUUACUCAUUUCAUAUCAUCAACGCUGCAGCUCCGGCGUCAGUUCCACUCUUCAAUUUCAGCAUCUUUAAAAGCUGGAGAUGAGUUACUCAAAUUGCUACAAGGAGCCCACAAAGCUGUGGUUGAUAAAACAGAAGAGAUAUUUGAGGAUGCCAAACUGAUGCAGUUUUUCCAAGAUGCCAAAUAUGAUCUUGUUCUGACAGACCCCUGCUUUGGAGGGGGGGUUCUUCUUGCUCAUCGGUUGGGUCUACCUCUGGUAUUUAAUGUCCGAUGGACAAUUUUGGAAGAAGGACACCACACAGUUGCCCCUUCACCUUUGUCAUAUGUUCCCAUACCAGGCAGUCAACUGACUGACAGGAUGGACUUUUGGCAAAGAGUAAAAAAUGUUUAUAUUGGUCUAAUGACGCUUGUUCACCAAAUCACUCUUAAACAGCACUACUAUGCUCCAUUUAUCCACAAAUACUUUGGUCCCGAUGUCCACUAUGAUGAACUGGUUCUGGCAGCAGAUAUAUGGUUGAUGAGGACCGACUUUACCUUUGAGUUCCCUCGUCCCACAAUGCCUAAUGUUGUCUAUAUGAGUGGGUUUCAGUGUAAACCCCCAAAGCCACUUCCUAAAGAUCUGGAGGACUUUGUCCAGAGCUCUGCAGAACAUGGAGUCAUUGUUAUGAGCUUGGGGACCUUGGUGGGGACACUCCCUGAUGACAUGGCUGAACACGUGGCUGCUGCUUUUGCUCAGUUACCUCAGAAGGUGGUCUGGAGGCAUACUGGGAAAAGACCAUCCACCCUGGGCAACAACACCUUGCUGCUGGACUGGCUGCCCCAAACUGACCUUUUAGGACACCCAAAGACCAGAGUGUUUGUGGCUCACGGAGGCACCAACGGACUCCAGGAGGCCAUCUACCAUGGAGUACCUAUUGUGGGUCUUCCUCUGAUGUUUGACCAGGAUGAUAACCUCUUCAGGAUGAAAGUGAGGGGUGUAGCCAAAGUUCUAGACAUCGGCACACUCGACACAGACACCUUCCUGGAUGCUCUGAAGGAAGUUCUUCAUGAGCCGUCCUAUAGGGAGAACAUGCAGGAGCUCUCCAGACUGCACAGAGACCAGCCCAUGAAACCUCUGGACCGAGCUAUGUUCUGGAUUGAGUUUGUCAUGAGACACAAGGGAGCGGCUCACUUAAAGACCCAGUCCUACAAGCUGUCCUGGAUUCAGUACCACUCUCUUGAUGUCAUUGCACUGUUGUUGUUUUUGAUCGUGGUGAUAUCUUUGAUGUGUAUUUUGACAGUAAAAUACUUUCUGUCUAAAGUACUUGGAGGGAGGAAAAGGAAAACAGACUAAUACAGAUACUGAAGUCCCUAAAUACCUCUGGUAUGACUCCAACAGUUGAGUUGAGUUAUUCCUCAUCAAAACAAGCAGAAAUGAAAGACUCAGGGAAGUAAAGAAGCCGUACAGUCUUUAUGAAUUUGGACCACAUAACAAGUCAGUUAUUCAAAGUUUGAACAAAUGAUCCUCUUGAAGUGAAAACAUCUUAUCUGACAGAGUAUCUAUAAGUUUUACACCUCCUUUUAUUUCAUCAAGAAAAACAUGUACUACCACAAAAUACCAUGUCUUAUUUUAUUAGACAUGUCAGCAUAACAGCUGCAUUGAUUUAAAUAUGGUUCAUUAAAACUGUAGCAAACACACCCUGGAACUUUUGGGGUUUAUUACAUGAACAUAUAGAACUAUUUCCACCUUUAAACAUUUUCUUCACUGCUGUGUCAUUAAAAAGCCUCAAAACUACCAUCUUUAAUUAUUAACUCAAUCUUUACUCUUAAAGUAGAAGACUCCUAAUGUGUUUAAUCUAAACUAGUCUUUCAACCCAGAGCUGUGACAGGAAACCUAUCAUAAAAAGGGACAUGCAUUUACAUCGAUCACUGCCUGCACUAAAGAUUAGAUAAACGGACUCUUGCACAUUAAGUCUGUCUGCAGGUGCCUCAUUCAGUAAAACAGCAGGUGUUUUUCAACACUGUGCCCCUUAUCUUUUUGAAUGAGCCCUGAUCUGAUCUCUGUGAACUCAAUAAUUAAUGGAUUCUAAUGUUUUUUAGAUUAAUCUGUGGCAGUUCCACCAUAUGAGAUUAUUCUUAUGCAGUUUUAGUCUUUCACAGUUUCAAGAUCCCCCUGCCACUCUUCAGGGACCAGCAGGUGUUAGUACCCACAGGUACCUGAGCAUAUGUGUUGAUUAUGCAGGCAGAUCUUGUGACAGUGUCCAGGUCCCCUUUAAACUGUCACAGAGUAAAUACACAUAGAUACGACAUGUAAAGGUUGGCAGCUUGAAGACUCCCUAAAAACCAUUCCCUUUGAUUUGACUUACAUUGGAGGAUCCUAAAUCUGAUUUCAUAGAUAUGGGUCAAAUUUGACGUUGAACAGCCCCAACGCACAAAAGUUUGUGGCACAUAUCUUAUAAUAUUGUGUGUAUUUUGCACAGCUUUGGAAAAGUCAUCAAACCCCAGAUUACAGCAGUGACAUCUUACUAGCAAAGUUCAAAACACGUCAAAUUUGAGCUGAAUAUCAUGUAAGAGUUAAAUAACUACAUCUCUGGUGAAAAUGAUCUUUUAGAUCAAAACAUUUCCAGACACCUCUCUCUACAUCUCUGUUCAGCUAACCCUCAUUAUUUCCUCUCUUCAGCAGGACUGUAAGUAACGGCAUUGUCACAGUAUGACUCAGAUUUCUGCAUUGUUAAUUUUAAGAAAUAUAAAGUCUAAAAUAAUCAUUCUUUUUAAACUUUGAUAUCUUUAUGUACAGCUUAGCAAUGUAGGUAAAAUAAGAAAUACAGACAGAUCUAUAUGAGAAAUCUUACAGUCAUAAAGAUCAUAAAUUGUUAUUUAUACAUUGCAACAUCUCCUGUGCUCUGUAUUAUCACCUAAGGCCUUGAAACAUUCAGCUCCAUGGCUUGUGACCAUGCAGUUCAGUGAUCUUGUAUCUUUGACCUUUGUGUCAAACACUGACUGACAAUAAACUGGUGCAUGCAUUUUUUUAAAACC